Messenger RNA from Biomphalaria glabrata, 5940 nucleotides. RefSeq lists its product as uncharacterized. Bases 802 to 5469 code for a protein of 1555 amino acids. Lineage: Eukaryota; Metazoa; Mollusca; Gastropoda; Planorbidae. The transcript is spliced from 20 exons. Gene Ontology annotation, biological process: signal transduction; vesicle-mediated transport. Gene Ontology annotation, molecular function: guanyl-nucleotide exchange factor activity; small GTPase binding. The record is from RefSeq and is a predicted model, not a curated record. Gene Ontology annotation, cellular component: cytosol; endocytic vesicle.
ACACACACACACUUACAUAGCACACUUGUAAUGAGGUACGUUAGAGACUUCUCAUCGGUUAGUUUUAGUACCGCUAGUGUCAAGACGCGGUCUGUGUUGUGAUAGAAAUUAAGUGGACAAUAUCUGCGUUCUACUAAGCUACUUCACACAUUUGCCAGUAACUCAGCCGUGGAAAUCUUUUGUUUAUUCUAUAAUUGUUGACUGUGAGGCCUGUGUUCAAUUUGAACUAUAGAUCAACUGCUUGUAGCUGGUGUGCUACCUGGGGUAGCUCCUGAUUCUUAGGAUGUCUGUAUCACGUUGAAAACAACCGAACAAAGAGAGGGCUGUAACAAAAACAAAGAGAGUUAAGGAGGGCUGUGUGCGUCUUAAGUUUUGUGAUUUUAACAGGUCGCUACCUGUUGUGUUUCCCCCCCUGAACAAUGGGGCCGAAAUCAGGCAUGCGUGUGUUAAGGCAGGCACUCGGAAAAAGAUGCAGCGUUCCUUAAGGCUAGUGGUUUUGAGUCAGUGACUCGGUGCAUCUUUUGACCAGAGGCGGAGCCCUCUCCCUCGCCUCUCGUUGCGUCACAUUAACUCAUCGCCCCUCAAUGCCUCGAUGGGGGCUGUUGCGUCACAGGCGAUUUGGAUGACGGUGUUGUUCACUCACUGGUGGCGUUUGAGUUUUCUUUAAUUGACUUAGCACUAGGAUGUCUCUCUCAGAGCAGGUUGCGUUCUUCUAGAUUCUCUUAACUUCGCCGUAGGAUGACGGUAGACUGUUAAUGCACACGUGUGUUUGUUUGUAUCUGGACUAUUUGUUUGCCAAACAUGAGGAGAGGAAAGGAAAGAAAUACCAGUGUCUACGCAAAGAUGCUGGGCAAUAUAGCCAGUGACCUUGACUCCCUUCUCUCUGACCUUUGCAUUACCAACAAGGAACCAAGAUCGAAAGAGAAUCCCAGCAAUUCAGGAACAUUACACUCUGCAGACACAUUGGGGAAAGAUUCCUUUUUCUCAUCUGCUGGGAACACCAGUAAAAGGCAAGGAGAUGCAGUCAGUACCAACCACAGCUUGAGUGACAAUGAGCAGGGAGACUCAGUUUCUGUGGACAGUGGCCAUGAGGGCAGGUGCAGGGCAGGGCCUUCACCUUUGGUGUUUGACCCCCAUCACUUUGGUGUCCAGCCUUCUCAUCACUUAGUGAGAGCUGAUGAGUCACAGGGUAUGGAUGACUUUCGACCCAUCAGCACUCUAGAAAGAGUUAUCAAGACCAACUCUAUAUGGCUGUUGUCUUCCCUGAGUAGAGCUGGUGCUGUGCAUCUCUUAAAAGACAGAGACACUGGAAAUUUUAUAGUUCGUAAAUCGAGUCAGUCCAACAACUCUCUAGCAUUGAGUGUCCAGUGUCGACAUGCUGCCCAGUCCACAGUAGAUCACUAUCUCAUAGAAAGUAUAAACACUGGAUUUAGGCUUCACGGCUCACUGCAUUCCUUCCAUUCAAUUCCAGCCUUGAUAGCUUAUUAUAUAGAGAACAUAGAUGAAAUCCCUUAUCAUCUUAGUUUACCAAAAGCUAUCCUGCUUGCCAGGUCGACAAGGGAGUUGGCUUCUUUAGACAUGCUAGGUCAAGAUUUUUGGGUUUCACCUCUGUCACGAAAAUCUCCAUCACCUGAGCCAUUGGCUGGCAUUCUUCAUAAAUCAUCAAGUGAGCCUAUCAAUAUACAGAGGCCAUUCAGGCCUUCCACUCCUGUGAGUGGGAAAAUUCUCCCAAAUACUUUGCCAUCUAAGUCAUCCACUGAUUUCAGUCAAUUUAUGAACAGUCAGGUAGAAAUGGAGCGCUACUUUGAGAGGCAGGGCUUUGACAGUCCAGAUGGCCCACCAGUGAGCCAUUCAACACCAACACCAUCAAGGCAUGCUGACAGAAGUGUACAAGUCAACUCUAGUAGCCCUCAGAUGGACAAAUCUUCUGUCCCUGGGGUUAAAAAAGGCAUAAAGGAUUCUUUUCAGUCUGAUUUGUCUGGUACCUCCACAUCAUUCUGUGCUCAUGACUCUCAUGCUUCAUCCAGUGAAUGCCAUGUGAUAGGGAGUGAUAAGUGCACUUCAGUUUCUAGUCAGUCAUUUCCAAUCAAUCAGCCUCAGCCUUUACCUCCAAGAGGCACUGACAUCUAUCAGUCACAACCAAAGAACAUACCUUUUAUUCAGCAAACUAGCUGCAGUGAUGCAAGCUUGAAAUCACCUUCUUCCGAGAGAAUCAAUGAUGGUAACUGGACAACUCACUCCACAGCAGAGUUAAAAACCAAUCUUUAUUCAAUGACAAACUUAAACAUUCCAGAAAACAGUUACUUCAAAUCCAACCUGUCUGAUAAAUUGAGUGAUUACGAGGAUAUCUGGAGAAGCUCUUGUUCAGAAGCAGACAGGCAGAGCAAGAUACAUGACCCAAGGACUGCACUGGAAGUAAAGCUCAACAACAAUGGAGGUAACUUUGUCAAGAAAAAAGUGUUGAGGAAAACCAUCAAGGAUUCGCCUCCCCUUUCUCUUAAAAUACAAGCAAGCAGAGAUGCAGUAACAGGUGGCAGCACAGGACUGAGUGCUCUUGACCAGGCCAGACAGAUUGCCAGGUCAGACAGUGAGGAAGAGAUUAGACCCCCUCUAAAAAUGGACAACAAAUCAUCCAGUGCAAUGGCAUCAGUAAAUAGUCUUUUGAGGGCUGAACAAAAUCACAGUGUUGAACAUUAUACCAAACAACUCCCUUCUGUUCAUUACAAUCAGAUCACUAGUCCUAACAAAAUCAUCCAAGAAAACAACGGGAAGAAACCUUCUCUGUUACCACUUGGCCACCUUUCACGGCUUAAAUCAUCAUCCGAGUCAUCCCUGGCCACUGCUUCUAGUCCCCUUUAUGCAGAGCCAGUGGAUGCUGUCAAACUGCGAGACAAAAAUGGCAAAGCUAUAAAUAUUCAGGUACGCAGACUGUCAGCGCCAUUGUCUGUUAAUCAAUUGAAAGAUAAACAAACCAAAGCUAGUCACAAGGUCUCCAAACAUCCACAGUUAGAUACUAUCUUGUCACCUGAUGCUCAAGACUGUGUCACUCUUUCACAGAACAAAUUUUCCUUUGAUACUUCAGUCAUCCAAAGUCAGGUCCCACCUGUAAUCACUACUAGACUUUCUCGUAGCAACAGCAUGCGGACUCCUCAUGAAAUGUCCCAGCUGCAGCGUAAACUCAGCUGGAAAGAUAGGUUGAACCGGUUAAAACUUGGAACUAAAGUUUUAACCCACAAUCUGACUCCACCAUCUGCAAUAAGUAUUAGACAAAAAAAUUUGAUGGAUUCUAACCAAAUUGAUGUAGAGUACAGCCAUGAUUUGCCAUCCUCUGGCACAGUGACUAGAAAAUUUCCUACUGAUCAUCUUCAGAUUCAAAGAGCUUCCGGGUUUUCUGAGUCAUCCACUGUCCAGGAUUUAAUUACUUGUGUCCAUCCAGAGCUAACAGUCUGUCCUAUUGCUAGACCAAACAAAGGAUUAGAAAGACGUGACACUGCUCCUCCUUCAGAGUAUGAUAAUCUUCAGGCAUAUAGAGCUUCUACCCACAGCAGCCAGGGAACUGUGUAUUCUCCUCCUUGGGAGUCUGGCACUGCUAACAAACUUAUCAGAGAUCCUCCAGUGGUUCCCCCAGUUAUGCCUCCAGCCAUGGACUUUAAAGAAAGAAUUCAAAGAUGGCAGCAGGCUAACAGUAGCUACGAGGACAACACCCAGAUUUUCAAUUUCUCCAGCACAUAUCAGCAGAGCCACCAGGAACAGAGGCAGGUCGUACAUCACCAACACAGCUGCCAGGAGCAGGUCACAGUCAUUCAGCGCCAACAAAGCCACCAAGAGCAGGUUAGGAUAUUGCAUCAACAGCACAGCUACCAGGAACAGGUUAAAGCUCAGCAUAGGCAGCUUGAGGUUAAAGUUGACUGUCAAACUGAUGGCAGAAAAGACCUGAUGAAUUCCAGCCAGAGACUGCAAGACAGAGGACAAACGCAGCACAACAUUCAUCAAGAAUUGAAAUCCCAGGAAUGUCUGGGAUCACCACAGCUGUCCAACAUCACAGUUCAAUCUACUGACCAGACCUUUACUUCUGCUAACUUGGCUGACAUUUCCUCUUCAACCCACACCUCCCCCCACGUGCUGUCAUCCCAUUGUCCUGAUGUGGUUAACUGUCACAGCUCCCCCAUUGUACUGAGCCACUCAACCAACACUGAAGAUGAGGAUGUUUUGUUUGGUGGUGAAAUGAUGUAUGCAAGUGAAGAUCUGAAGCAAAGUCUGAGGCCUGUACUUAGCCCACAAAGUUCCAUGUCACAAAGCAGCUGUAAAUCUCCAGGAACUAUCAUAAAGGAAUAUAUUUUCAAACUUUCUAAUGAUCAUCGAACAAUAUUUGGAAGUACAAUUGAGAAUUUUAUUCAGUGCACUUUAGAAAGUCUUGAAACCAACCCACAGUAUGUCAUGCGCAAUGUGCGUCAGUUCAUGACAGGAAUCAAGAAUUAUUUGGUGAAACAUGGAGAGGGAGAGCUGGAAGAUCUGAUAGAGAGAGAAAGAAAUAAACUGAGUCCAACAGAAAUUCUCAACAUAGAUGCCAUCAUAGAACAAGCUCUUCAUGUCUGUGUGCUGAAGCCAUUGAAAUUUCACAUUUAUCGUUUGUUUGUGGACAAAUACAAUAACAAUGGUGCUCUUGAACAGCUCUCUCGGAACAUUAAAUAUGCCAGAACAAAAUCUGCUCAGGAUAUUGGGGUUAAGCCUAGCCUGAAGUUACCUGACUUAAAUGACAUGGAAGUCAUUAAAAAAUACCUUGACCUUAUGCAGAAGUCAUACUCUCCUCUCCAAAAACUACAAAAUCUGCUCAAGGCCACUUCAAGGAUCUAUCAAUGUGUCCAAGGUAGACAUCAUCAGAUACCAAGCAGAGGUCCCUCUUCCCUGGGUGCAGAUGAUUUUCUUCCAAUGUUGAUCUAUGUCAUUGUCCACUGUGGACUGGUGUCAGCAGAGAUAGAGGCUGACUUCAUGUGGGGAUUACUUCAACCAUCACUCUUAACUGGGGAGGGGGGAUACUAUCUGACCACUUUGUCCAGUGCUGUCCUCAUAUUGAAAAACUUCCAGGAAACUCACCAGCUGGCACCAGCUCAGAUGGAGGGUAACCUGCCCACCAUCUCAGACAUGCAAGGCUUCUUGAAGAUUGCUAUACCUGAUGAACUUCUUGGCUCCAUAACCUGGAAAACAUUGCCAGUCAGGCCAAACAUGAACAGUAAAGAUGUCUGUGCAAUGGUGGCCCACAAAUUUAAAGUCACAAACCCACAAGAUUAUGGCUUGUAUUUACUGUGUGAUGGACAAGAAAGUCAUUUAGCUGAUACAGACUGUCCCCAGCUAAUCAAGGGAGAUUACCAGGCUUCUGGUAAAACUUGCCACUUUGCAUUCAAGCGGAAUGAUGCUAAUAUAGCAUGGCCGCGACAGCUGAACUAUACACCUAGCAAGCAGCCAGGAUGAUGACUAAAACUUAGGACAUUUUGGAUACUACUUAAAGCCAUUCUGAUAAAAUAAACAUGUACCCUACUUAAUAUUGUGGCACCCAAAGAUUUUUACCAAGUUACAACAUAGUUGUAUGUAAUAUCACUGUCAGUACUUUGUAAGAAAAUGAAAAAAAUAGCAUGUCACAAAGGGAUGUUACCAGAGGAGUUAAAAAGUUACCUACUGCUGCUGCCUGUGUUAUUUUGAUGUAUUACUUAUUACAAUAGCUAAAAGACCCAGUAUUUAUCUACAACUUGUAAACAAUGUCUUUAAAAUCUGUUGCAAUGUGAUAUGGCUGAUAGUCACUCUUGCUAUUUUAAAAUUCAUGUGAUAUAAUAGUAUGUACAUUUGAUUGUGAUUCAAAAGUAUUUGAAUUAUUGUCACCUGUUAUAUAGGUGUGAGUUGUUUUAAUUAAAAGGCGUUUUUAAUAAAAGCUACAAAUACAUUUGA